Morus notabilis is the source of this 515-nucleotide messenger RNA. RefSeq lists its product as uncharacterized. The transcript has 2 exons. The annotation marks the transcript as partial. The record is from RefSeq and is a predicted model, not a curated record. NCBI's taxonomy places the organism in Eukaryota, Viridiplantae, Streptophyta, Magnoliopsida, Rosales, Moraceae.
AUUCAGCUACAAAUACUCCUGCUAAUAUUACUGGCAACAUCAACUUUAUUCUUUUGUUAAAUGGCACUAACUUCAAGUCAUGGCAAGAGAACCUUUUGGUAGUUCUCAGAGUCAUGGAUCUCGACCUAGCGUUAAGGGUUGAUUCUCCAACACCUCUUACGGAUAAGAGUACCUUUAAUGAAAAGAGAGAUAUAAAAAGGUGGGAGAAAUCAAAUCGCAUGUGUAUGAUGAUCAUGAAAAAGGUCAUUCUGAAAUCAUUCAGAGGCACAAUAUUUGAAAAGAUUACUACUGCUAAAAAGUUCCUUGCAGACAUCGAAAAGAGGUUUGUCAAGAAUGAAAAGGCUAAAAUAGGUACGCUCUUGACAAGCCUAAUUUCAAUGAGGUAUAAGACCAAAGGUAAUAUCAGGUUUAGCCAAUUUAGGGUGAGCUACAACUGUCAAAAAGAGACUUGGUCUCUGAAUGAGCUCAUCUCAAACUGCGUUCAAGAAGAGGAAAGGCUGAAGCAAGAUAAGUCA